Messenger RNA from Trypanosoma conorhini, 1425 nucleotides. RefSeq names its product protein kinase. The record is from RefSeq and is a predicted model, not a curated record. The transcript has a single exon. NCBI's taxonomy places the organism in Eukaryota, Euglenozoa, Kinetoplastea, Trypanosomatida, Trypanosomatidae. Gene Ontology annotation, biological process: protein phosphorylation; regulation of MAPK cascade; intracellular signal transduction. Gene Ontology annotation, molecular function: ATP binding; protein kinase activity. The coding region runs from base 1 to 1425 and encodes 474 amino acids.
AUGAGCAACGACGAGGUCCUCGAUGACCUCUUCAUCUCCGAGAUGGAGCCCGAGGAGCUCUACGAGGAGCUCGGCCCGAUCGGCGUCGGCAACUACGGGUCCGUCAUAAAGGCCCGCAACCGGCAGACGCAGGCGAUUGCGGCGAUCAAGCUCGUCCUCCUCGUCGACAAGGACGAGCGGGACUUUGUACAGAAGGAGAUCAGCAUCCUGAAGAAGUGCGUGCACCCAAACAUUGUGCGCUACUACGGCGCCCACAAGUCGCUGAGUAAGCUGUGGAUUGUCAUGGAGUACUGCGAGGGGGGGUCGGUGGACAUGGUCUACAAAGUCCUGCGGCACCCGCUGCCGGAGCCCCUCAUCGCCUACGUCUGCCGCCAGGUGCUGCUCGGGCUGCAGUACCUGCACGCAAACCGCAAGAUCCACCGCGACAUCAAAGGCGGCAACAUUUUGCUUACCCGCGACGGGGACGUGAAGCUGGCCGACUUCGGCGUCAGCACGGAGCUGUCCCACUCCCUCUCCCGGCGCAACACGUUUGUCGGGACGCUGCUGUGGAUGUCGCCCGAGGCAAUUCUUGAGCUCGACUACGACGAGAAGGCGGACCUGUGGAGUCUGGGCAUCACGCUGAUUGAGAUGGCGGAGGGGGCGCCGCCGUACAUCGACACGCACCCGGCCCGCGCGCUCUUCAUGAUCCCAAAGGUGGACCCGCCCACCCUGCACGACAAGGACCGCUGGUCGCCGCAGAUGGCCCUCUUCCUGAAGCGGCUGUUGACAAAAGACUACCGGCUGCGACCCACCGCGACGGCGAUGCUCAGCGACCCCUUCGUGGCGCCGGAGAACAUUGGGACGAAGGAGCAGAUGAAGGCCGUCAUUGACGAGGUGCUUGCCAAGCGGGAGGCGAUGAGUCCAGAGCGGCUGCACGGUGAGACGAAUUCAAGCGCGACCUUCGUGGAGCGCACCUCCACCGACAGUGAUGGGGAGGACGGGGGGAGCAACGACAGCGGUCUCAGCGGGAGGACGCCGGCCUGUGCGAAGGUGCCUGCCAGCACCUCCCCCGCCUCGAUGGAGGCCAUCGACAUCGGUGGAUCCCACCUCUUUUUCCACGACGGCACACUACUGCCGCUGCCAAUGCUCUCGACCCACGACAUUGGGUUUGAUGAGCUGCGGUUUGAUGGGGAAGGCGUGGGCCCGUUCGCCAAGCCCGUCCCUGACGCCGAGGCGCUGCUUGUGCCACCGGAGCAACGCUCCGCGGCUCUGCACGGCGGCGACGGGCUUGCGCACACGAUGCACGUGACUCAGACCCUUAAGUCCAUGUUGUAUUACCACAAGCAGUUGCCGGUGUUCCGCGAGGUGACGGACGCCGAGGCGGCGAAAUCGAAAGAGCUCCAGUUGAAGUACGGCUCCAUCUUGAAGAGCAUCUAUCGCCUGUGA